Messenger RNA from Botrytis sinoallii, 1995 nucleotides. RefSeq lists its product as uncharacterized. Lineage: Eukaryota; Fungi; Ascomycota; Leotiomycetes; Helotiales; Sclerotiniaceae. The transcript has 2 exons. Bases 1 to 1260 code for a protein of 419 amino acids. Gene Ontology annotation, molecular function: exonuclease activity; nucleic acid binding. Gene Ontology annotation, cellular component: nucleus. The record is from RefSeq and is a predicted model, not a curated record.
AUGGAUUGUGAAAUGUGUAUGACUGGCAAGAAUGAGUUCUCACUUACCCGCAUAAGUAUUGUUGGUUGGGAUGGGUCAGUUGUUCUUGAUGAGCUUGUAAAACCUGAGAAGCCAAUCAUCGAUUAUCUCACCCAAUACUCUGGUAUCACCAAAGAACUGCUCGCUCCAGUUACAACAGCAUUACAAGACAUACAAAAAAGAUUAGUCAAAUUAUUUCAUCCACGAACAAUUUUGAUCGGCCAUUCCCUCGAUUCUGAUCUUAAAGCUCUCAAACUUACACAUCCAUAUAUCAUCGAUACCGCAGUCAUAUAUCCUCAUCCUCGUGGUCGACCACUCAAAUCCUCUCUUAAAUGGCUUGCCCAGAAAUAUCUUGGUAAAGAGAUACAAAAGGGACAUGGAGCAACUGGUCAUGAUUCAACUGAGGAUGCGAGAACAUGUCUUGAUCUCGUAAAGCUCAAGUGUGAAAAGGGAUCUGAUUGGGGAGCAAAUGAUUCACAAGGUGAGAAUAUCUUCAAGCGAUUAGCUCGAACCGGGGUAAAAUAUAAAAGCCAAGGAGGAACAGCUAUACCGGCUUCUGUAGAUGGAAAAUCGUCGGCAGCUGUUGAUUGGGGUGAUCCAAAGAGAGGACCUGGCGGUGCUGCAACUUUCUCGAUUGGGUGUUCGAGUGAUGAACAAAUCAUGGAAGGUGUCAUUCGAGCUGUAAAUGGGGAUCCUGACGGAAAGACGAUUCCAGGAGGUGGAGUAGAUUUUGUAUGGGGAAGAUUCAGAGAGCUGGAGGAUUUGAAGGAAUGGAAUAACCAACGACUUCCUCGUGCACCAGAAUCUAAAAGCUCAGCGGUAGAUGGUAACGGUGCUGCAACCACCGAAGCCAACGAUAAAGAUACUACCAUGGAAGAGUCAACUUCUAUUAACCCAGCAACUGCCGCCGAAUCCACCACUACCGAAUCUAAAACCCCUGCAGAAACUCCCUCGGAAGGUACCGCCACUGAUCCUUUCGCACCCGCAACCCUCACCCUGACCCAACGUAUCCAUAAAAUCUACCAAGCCCUCCCUCCAUGCACAGCCUUCAUUAUCUACAGCGGUUCCGGCGAUCCCAAGGAAAUGGUUCGAUAUCAAAAAAUGAAACAACAAUUUCAACACGAGUACAAGACGGUGAAGUGGGAUCAGCUGAGCGUUAAGUGGACGGAUGUUGAGGAACAGGCUAUGAGUAAGGCGGCGGAUAGAGCGAGGAAUGGAGUUGGAUUUAUUGGGGUUAAGUAGGUGGGUUGGUGGGUGGCUUCAGCGAUAUUAGGGAGAGAGGGAAGGAAGAGGGAGGGGAGGGGAGAAUGAAUACCUGAAUGCAUGGAUGGAUGGAUGAUGUACAAUUAUGGAGAGAGAGAAAAAUACGUUGGAAGAAGUACGAGAGGGAGUGAGGAAGGAAUGGUAUGGUAUGGGAUAGAGAAGUGUGAUGAGAUAAAGAUGUGUAAAUCGAAAUCGAUGCCGAUACCGAAAGAUGAUACCAAAACAGGAUAAAGGGAUAGGAAACAAACGUAUAUAUGCGUGUAUGUAUGCGUGUAUGUAUAUAUCUCAAGUCCAGUCCCUGUCCAUGUACAUGCAUGAACUAUCAAAUUUCUCAACGGUACGAGUAUCAUUUAUCCAUCCAUCCAUCCAGUCUUCCUCAUCUCAUCCAAUACAAAAAACAAAAACAAAUAUAAAUAUACAUAUACAUAUACACGUAUAUAUACAUAAAUAUAAAACCAAACAAUACACAAAACCUCAAAUACCAUACCAUACCAUACCAUACCAUACAAUACCAUACCAUGCUCAAAUAAAUCACCAAGCUAACUCGCUCGCUCGCUUGCUCGCUUGCUCAUCUGUUUGUUUGUUUGUUUGUUUGUUUGUUUGUUUGUUGUCGUCCAUCCAUCAUAUUCGUGUGAUCCCUACCUACCUACCUAGGAAGUACGUAGUUAGGUAGGUAGGUAGGUAGGUAUAGACAUAUACAUAUAUACAUAUACA